Messenger RNA from Labrus bergylta (ballan wrasse), 1513 nucleotides. Its product is annotated as serine/threonine-protein phosphatase PP1-beta catalytic subunit. NCBI's taxonomy places the organism in Eukaryota, Metazoa, Chordata, Actinopteri, Labriformes, Labridae. Gene Ontology annotation, molecular function: protein serine/threonine phosphatase activity. Gene Ontology annotation, cellular component: cytoplasm; nucleus. Gene Ontology annotation, biological process: regulation of circadian rhythm; circadian regulation of gene expression. The record is from RefSeq and is a predicted model, not a curated record.
GCGGUGAGGCGGUGCCUGCCCCGCCAGCUCCAGACUGCGGCGGGCAGAGCUGGAAGUUACAGAAAUGGCGGAGGGGGAGUUGGACGUCGACUCGCUGAUUUCCAGGCUUUUAGAGGUGCGAGGAUGUCGCCCGGGGAAGAUCGUCCAGAUGACAGAGGCCGAGGUUCGUGGCCUCUGCAUCAAGUCCCGGGAGAUCUUCCUCAGUCAGCCGAUCCUUCUGGAGCUGGAGGCUCCGCUCAAAAUCUGUGGUGAUAUCCACGGACAGUACACAGACCUGCUCAGGCUCUUCGAGUAUGGCGGCUUCCCUCCAGAGGCCAACUACCUGUUCCUGGGCGACUACGUGGACAGAGGGAAGCAGUCUCUAGAGACCAUCUGCCUGCUUCUGGCCUACAAGAUCAAAUACCCCGAGAACUUCUUCCUGCUCAGGGGCAACCACGAGUGUGCCUCUAUCAACCGCAUCUACGGCUUCUAUGACGAGUGUAAACGCAGAUUCAACAUCAAGCUGUGGAAAACGUUCACAGAUUGCUUCAACUGCCUGCCCAUCGCCGCCAUCGUGGACGAGAAGAUCUUCUGCUGUCACGGAGGUCUCUCUCCCGACCUGCAGUCCAUGGAGCAGAUCAGACGCAUCAUGAGACCCACAGACGUGCCUGACACGGGCCUCCUGUGUGAUCUGCUGUGGUCAGACCCGGACAAAGACGUGCAGGGCUGGGGAGAAAACGACCGCGGCGUCUCGUUCACAUUCGGGGCUGAUGUGGUCAGCAAGUUUCUCAACCGCCACGACCUGGACCUCAUCUGCAGGGCCCACCAGGUGGUAGAAGAUGGUUAUGAGUUCUUUGCCAAGCGGCAGCUGGUGACUCUGUUCUCGGCUCCAAACUACUGCGGAGAGUUCGACAACGCUGGAGGCAUGAUGAGCGUGGAUGAAACUCUGAUGUGCUCCUUCCAGAUCCUGAAGCCAUCUGAGAAGAAAGCAAAGUACCAGUAUGGAGGGAUGAACGCGGGUCGGCCCGUCACCCCGCCUCGCACAGCGCAAGCUCCAAAGAAACGAUGAAGACAAACGGAGGGAGGAAGAGACGCAGAGUAGCAGACAGAGAGAGAGGGGGGGGAUGAGUGUCAGAGAUCUUUUCACUACACAAAAUAAACGAGAGCAACACUUAUCAGAGGAGAAAACAAACACACCCAAACCUGUCUUUCAUAUUUCAUUUCUUCCUCUGAACUGCUGUCACACUUCUUCUCCCUCAGUUUUCUUUCCUUUCUUCUGCACCCGUGUAACAUUUUUAAACACAAGUGUUAAAAAAGAAAAAUAAGAAAACAAUACAAGGGGGUGUCAUUCUGUAGCAUAUCAGAGUGUUUUCUUUUUUUUUGUCUUUGUCUUUUUUGCCUUUUAUUUUUCUUGACAACAGAAUGACAGCCAGUUUAGUUUACCACAUCUCCUUCCUCCCCCUGCCUGUCUGUACGGGCACAACAGGUAUUACUGACGACUGCUGGGUUUUCAAUAAAUAAUACGAGAAAUGAA